UGAUGUCCGUUACCCAGAAUGCCUCGUUUGUUGCGGGCUGAUCGAGGACUGACUGCCUGGCUAGCUAGCUGGCUACUACAUAUGCCCUACUUUCUGUACUAGCUAUGCGUUUUAAUGUAAUAACUAACGUCAGUGAAUAGCCGAGUGAAACGAAUAAGAGAACUACAACACUGUGGUUGAUAUAAUUGCGGUAAUGCCUCUCUUCACGUCCAAUCCAUUUGAGCAAGAUGUUGAGAAAGCCACCAGUGAGAUGAACACAGCGGAGGACUGGGGCCUCAUCCUGGACCUUUGUGAUAAGAUAGGACAGUCUCGCUCCGGGCCUAAAGAAUGUCUUCGGUCGAUUAUGAGACGAGUCAAUCACAAGGAUCCACAUGUUGCCAUGCAGGCUCUGACGCUACUUGGUGCCUGUGUUUCAAACUGUGGGAAGAUAUUUCAUCUAGAAGUGUGCUCCAGAGAGUUUGCCAGUGAGGUCAGCAACGUUCUAAACAAGGUCUGGAUAUUCGCUGUCAUUGGCCACCCUAAGGUAUGUGAGAAGCUGAAGGCACUGAUGGUAGAGUGGGCAGAGGACUUUAGGAAUGACCCUCAGCUCAGCCUGAUUUCAGCCAUGAUCAAGAACCUCAGGGAACAGGGGGUCACCUUCCCUGCUGUGGGCUCUCAGGUGGGUGCACUGGGGGCGGUCACCUUCCCUGCUGUGGGCUCUCAGGCUGCGGAGAAAGCUAAAGCAAGUCCUGCUUUAGUGGCAAAGGAUCCAUCCACCUUAACCAACAAGAAGGAGGAGGAAGACCUGGCUAAAGCCAUAGAGUUAUCUCUAAAGGAGCAGCGAAGUCAGCCUGGGUCAGGGCUGUCUGGGUCUGGUUUGUACCCCAGCGCCUCUUUCCUCUCUUCCCAGAGGCCUGAGGGCAGGAAGGUCAGGGCCAUCUAUGACUUUGAGGCUGCAGAGGACAACGAGCUCACCUUCAAGUCUGGAGAGAUCAUCACUAUCCUGGACGACAGUGACCCCAACUGGUGGAAAGGAGAAACGUAUCAGGGAGUUGGACUUUUCCCCUCAAACUUUGUAACGGCUGAUCUGACUGCAGAGCCUGAGAUGAUGAAGACAGAAAAGAAGACGGUGCAGUUCAGUGAGGAGGUCCAGGUGGAGAGCAUAGAGCCUGAGCCUGAACCGGUCUACAUAGACGAGGAGAAAAUGGACCAGCUGCUGCACAUGAUCCAGAGUGCAGAUCCAACAGACAACCAGUCUGAUGCCUGUGAGCUGCUGCAGCUAGAGGGUGCCUGCAACCAGAUGUGUCCCCUCAUUGAUCAGAAGCUUGAGAGCACUGACAGGAAGCAUUCAGAGCUGUCAGAGCUGAAUGUGAAGUUGAUGGAGGCUCUGUCUCUUUAUGCUAAGCUUAUGAAUGAGGACUAUGCCAUGUACACAAAGCUACAGACCCAGCAGUACUACAUGCAUCAAUCUGCCAACACAGCACAACAGGUGUACCCGGGUCAGUCUGGAGGGUCCUAUGGGAUGAGCGGUCCAGGAGGGGUUCAGCAGGGAUACAGUGUUUCUCUGGAGCAGCUACAGACUGGCCAGCCAGCACCCAGUGAUCUCCAUAUGUACAUGGGCCAGCCUCCAGUCUACAGUCCAGCUGCAGAGGGCUUGUCCUACCAGCCUCCAGCCAAUCAGCCAUCCGGCUACAGCUCCAUCCCCAACCCUGGCCAGAGCCUUCCACACCCACCUGACACACAGCAGCACCCCUACCCCGAGAAGGCUCUUCUAUAGAAAACACUACGCAACGCUACGCCAUGCUACACGCUACUACACACCAUGCCACGCUACUACACGCCACGCGCACACAUUACGCACCCACACUGCAAACUACACACGCCACGCACCCACACUGCAAACUACACACGCCACGCACCCACACUGCAAACUACACACGCCACGCACCCACACUGCAAACUACACACGCCACGCACCCACACUGCAAACUACACACGCCACGCGCCCACACUGCAAACUACACACGCCACGCGCCCACACUGCAAACUACACACGCCACGCGCCCACACUGCAAACUACACACGCCACGCGCCCACACUGCAAACUACACACGCCACGCGCCCACACUGCAAACUACACACGCCACGCGCCCACACUGCAAACUACACACGCCACGCGCCCACACUGCAAACUACGCACCCACACUGCAAACUACACACGACACGCACCCACACUGCAAACUACACACGACACGCACCCACACUGCAAACUACACACGCCACGCACCCACACUGCAAACUACACACGCCACGCACCCACACUGCAAACUACACACGCCACGCGCCCACACUGCAAACUACACACGC
Molecule: messenger RNA, 2346 nt
Organism: Oncorhynchus tshawytscha (Chinook salmon)
Lineage: Eukaryota; Metazoa; Chordata; Actinopteri; Salmoniformes; Salmonidae
Gene: stam
Product: signal transducing adaptor molecule (SH3 domain and ITAM motif) 1
Exons: 14
Coding region: 194-1756 (520 amino acids)
Biological process (GO): protein transport to vacuole involved in ubiquitin-dependent protein catabolic process via the multivesicular body sorting pathway
Cellular component (GO): ESCRT-0 complex
Molecular function (GO): ubiquitin binding; phosphatidylinositol binding
Source: RefSeq, a predicted model, not a curated record